Molecule: messenger RNA, 4506 nt
Organism: Austrofundulus limnaeus
Lineage: Eukaryota; Metazoa; Chordata; Actinopteri; Cyprinodontiformes; Rivulidae
Gene: akap12b
Product: A kinase (PRKA) anchor protein 12b
Exons: 4
Coding region: 147-4379 (1410 amino acids)
Biological process (GO): signal transduction; regulation of protein kinase C signaling
Cellular component (GO): cytoplasm
Molecular function (GO): calmodulin binding; protein kinase A binding
Source: RefSeq, a predicted model, not a curated record
GGAGCUCCACCUUCCAGCUCACUCUUCAGCUCUGCUCCGGCGCAGUGCAGCCAGUCUUUAGUGCUCUUUUUGUUUUUUAUUAGUUUUUUUUUUUUUUAAAGAUCAAUUUUUAAAAGAAAAAAGGGGUCGAUAGUUGUUCCAUCAGCAUGGGAGCACAGAGCUCAGCGCAGCGGGACGGGAAGAGCCAGGAGGAGGAUGCGUCAGCUUCAGCUUCAGCCUCCGGCGGGGAGCUGAGCGCAGAGGUGAAGGUGCUCCAGGACAGCAAGCCUUUGGAGAAAAAUGGACAAAUCUCCAGUUUGACCAGUCUGAAUGGACACUCGGAGGACAACACGUUGGCAGAAGUUGGCCAGCCAGAUGGUGGAUCUGUGGGCCAGAAGGAGGACUCGCCUGAUACCACAGAAACCACCCAGGUCGAAGCGACUCCACAAGUGAACGGCGAGAAGAUGGAAAAAGAAUCCCCUGAAGCGAAUGAGAUUUCUUCWGUCGAAGAGAAGGCGACAGAAGAAAAACCAGACAAUGCUGGUGAAGUCGGAUUCAAGAAGAUCUUCAGCAUCGUGGGCUUGAAAUUCACACUGAAGAAGGACAAAAGUGAAGAGGCGGACCCUGUGAAGCUACUGAUAGUAAAAGACAAAGAGGGAGACGACGUCAUUGAGACAGAAGAACCUGCAAAAGACAAAGAAACCGAAGAGAAAGCCACAUGUGAAGAAAAGAAGGCUGACACAGAGGCGUCCAAUGCUGAAGCAGACAAAACUGAAGCCUCCGAUGCCCAACUCGAAGGCGCCGCUGCCGAGGCCGCUGACGACAACGUCAAAGAGGAGGGAGCUGAGAAAGAAGCAGAAACCACUUCUCCAACCAAGGAGACAGGUGUGUCCUCUUUUAGGAAGCUCUUCUCUGGGGGACUCUUCUCAAACCUGCGGAAAAAAACCAGCAUCAAAAAGACAAAAGAGGAGGAGGAAAAAGAGGCCGCUGCAAAGGAGGAACCAGCGAAGACUGAAGAAGCUGCCGCUGAGGAAAAGGAAGAGAAAGAUGCUGCAGAGCAGGAAACAAAGGAGGACAAUGUGAUGGAGAAAGAAACACGAGAUGAAAAAGAUGUGAUAGAUGAGAAAACCAAGGAGGAGAAUGCCGAGACAGAACAGGAAACUAAGGAGGAAAAAUCCCCAACUCAAGUGGAGGAGAAGUUARAGUCCAAGGAAGAUGCACCAACCACCAAAUCAGAUGCUGUUUCAGAAAAGAAAGACGAAGCUUCUGCUUCCCCUGAAAGUACUACUGAAACCAAACAAGAAGACCAAAAGGUAGAAGAGAAGGUUCAAGCAGAGGCAACAUCUGAAACUGAGCACCAGGAGAAGUCAAAGCCCCACGGAAGCCCACUGAAGAAACUCUUCACUGGAGCUGGCCUGAAAAAACUCUCAACUAAGAGACAAAAGAUCAAGAAAGAGUCAGAGUCAAAACCAGCUGAAUCCGGCGAGCAGGCGGCCGAGCAACUGCAGUCCUCCAAUGAGUCUGAAGAGGGUCCUAAAGCCGACAGCGGACCCUCAUCUCCAGAAACAUCGGGGGAACACGUUCUCGCWGUGGAGGUGAACCAAAACGAGUCCAGCCAAGAAACUGAAAGUGAAGUUACAGGUGACGGUGAGAAGAAAAAAGACGGCAUCAUCGCCUCGUUCAGGAAACUCGUAUCACCCAAAAAAUACGUCAAAAGGUCUUCUGAUAGUGAAGACGAGGGCACGAGUGAUAAAAUGGCCAAAUCGGCCACGUUGUCYUCUUCUGAGAGUGCUCCGCUUGCAGAAAAGGUUGUUGAAGAGAAAGAGACUAAAGAAGAAAAGGUUUCAGAGGAAGAGCUGAAGACGGAAAACACAGAGAAGCUGACCAGCAGCACCGAGGAGCCCAAAAAGAAAAUGGACACCUCUGUGUCCUGGGAGGCUUUGAUGUGCAUGGGUGGACCCAAAAAGAGGAUAAGAAAGACAUCUGAUUCAGACGAUGAGGAGACCAAGGCAGAAGAGGAGACUGCAGGAGAAAAAGUAGAGGAAGGUAAAGAAGAAGAGAAAACAGAGGAUGCUGAUGUUCCUCCCCAAAGCCCAGAGAUUGAAGAGGCGAUCCCUCCUGCACCKGAGCCUGUGAGAGAGUCCCCCUGGAACACACUGAAACGCUUAGUAAUGCCAAAAAAUAGGCCCAAAAGUGAAGAAAAGCCUGAGGAGCCUGCUGAACAAGUCCAACCAGACACUGAAACCCAAAAAGAGGAGUCCUCUUUCUCCCUGAGGAAGCUCUUUCAUGGGCGCAGAAAGAAGGUGGAAAAACAAGCUUCCUCUGACCAGGGCUCAGGCGAAGAGGACUCUGACACUCCCGCCGUAGUUCCUCUUACCGAGUACGAGGAGCGAGCCGAAGCACAGCAGGAAGCACCAGCAGAACCAGCUGCCGUCCAGGUUAAAGUAGACGCUGACGACAGGUCACCGUCAUGGAUCCCAGCCGUUGUCGAGGACGACAAACACGACCAGCUCAGCGACAUCCCGGAGGAGGUCGAAAAUUCAGCCACGCCAAAAUCCGUCGACACUGACGUUGCGGACGAUGAAGCCGAAGACCAGGCUGCACCACCCAAAGGUUCGAGGAGCUCAGAGCGCCGGCUGUCCACCGCYGAAGUGAAGCCCAUAACCCCGGCUCCAGCUGCAGCGACCUCCCCUGUUCCUCAGGGACCCAAGACRCAGACCGCAGAUGAGGUCGUUAGUGGAAUCGAGGCCCAGGUCGGUGAAAUUCCAGCUCAGAUGUCUGUGGCUCUUGAAGAUGCUCCACUGCAUGUYGCGACGGCAGAAACAGAGCCCGCAAUAGAAACUGAGACAGCCGUAUGUGUGACAAAAGCCAUCCUGGAGCCACAUGCACAAAGCGAGGUCGUGGCCAUCUGCACGGGACUCCAAACCACGGAGACCGAAGAUGUCCCUGUGGAGCAGCCGGUUGAGCCUACCGUAGAGGGUGUGGUGCCCGUCAGUGAUGCCACAAGUGUGGAGAUGGCCGUGGAGCAAAAGUCAGACGAAUUGGAAGAAGCAGWCACUACAGUAGACCCUGUACUCAAGGCUCAAGUCUACCAGGUACAAACCAUUGAACUUGAACCUGUUGCAGAAACAAUAGUGGGUGAAGUUGACGUUCAAGCCGCCACUGAGAGUUACGAACCUGAGGCUGAAAAGGCCGGAGCUGUCGGCACCGAGAACGCCGAGGUUAUCCACCCCACAACGCUGAAGCAGAACUCCCCUAAAACUAUGACGGUCGAUCCUAUCACACCAACACCCGAAACAGCCGUAUGCACCCAGACCGUGGAAGUCUCCGAGGUGACCGUAGAGACCAAAGAAGGUAACGUGGACACGGAGCAGCAUGCUGCCGAUGGAGAAAACACCCCAGCAGGAGAGAUGAUUCAGGCAGUGGCUCAAGAGGUUUCAUCCACAAUGUGUGACGCAAAAGAUGACAGAAAAUGGGCUGCAGUGCCCAGCGAGGACAACGCUGUCAUCACAGAGACGGUGGUCCUCGUUGCUCCGGAUGACACAAAGGCUGACAAAGAAACAAUCCAGGAACAGAAAACUGACAGCGAAAUCGAAACUCAGAGCGCGGUGAUCGCUGAGGCUGUGAUUAAAGAUGCCGUGGGUAAAGUUUUAGAAGACGUUCCACAACCCAAAAAGUCAACGGCCGUCAUCCCAACUCCCGUCACGGCAACGGCAACGACCGACAUCGCAACCGAGCCAGUUGUUAUCACUGAAACCCCCGUUCCUGUUAUCUGUGAAGAACCGUCCACAAAGUCACCUCCGACACUUUGUGUCGCCAUGGAGGUCACUGAGACCGUACCACUGGAGGUCACGCAAAGCAUCGUAGAGGAGGACAACCAGGAGGAGAAACCAGAAAGAAGCUUAAAGAUGGCUGAGGAGGUGGAAGUAAGCAAGGAACCCAUCGUCGAGGAGGAAGUCACAGAGAUUGAGGCAGAGGCUGAUGGAGAGAAGGAGGAGAGCAAAGAGUCUCUGGAGCCAGAAGAGAAAGAAACUGACCAGGAAGUCAAGUCAGAGCUCGACGAGAACCAGCCGGAGGAGAAAACGCAGAAAGUCUGCGAGCUCCACAUGCCGACCCAGGUGAUCCUGCAGUCGGCGGAGGUGGUCGAGGAACCGCCUGUGAACGUGGAAAUCGCCGCAGAGCUCGACAAAGACGUUUCUGACACCAGCGCAGCGUCCGAGGAGCCGUUGAGACAAAAACUCUCGGACCUGCYGGAAGAAGAGGCGGCUGCAGGAGAGGCAGAAACGGAGAAAGACCCGUCGGCGAAGUGCGCGGAAGUGAUGGCGCAGGUGAUCGAGGUGAUCGAGGAGGCCGUGAAGGAGAUCGAGCCUGUGUCCGCGGAGAUCACAGCAGCGUCAUGAACAGAUGAAGACGCAGGACCGACGACCUGGGAGGCGAACCAUCUGAACCAGGAAGUGACGUGCGGGAGUGUGAGGGGGGUGGGGGUUGCUCCGCUGUAACACACACACACACACACACACACACACA